UCGGAGUUGAUUUUUUUUUUAAAGCUUUCUCCCUGUCUGUUUUUUGUGUUUUAAUAAUUGUUUUUGUGGAUUUAUUUUACAUGUGUACUUGUAGCGAUCGAAAAGCAGAAUAAUAUCCACAACAACACGAAUACAUUAACAAACUGAACACCAUCUAAAAUAUAUUGGCUAUAGAAAGAUAUAUCUGUAGCUAAAAUAUUGUAUAAACAAAUCAGCGGGGAAACACAGAAAGCACACACGCAGACUGGAGAAAAAUGACGGAGGAACUUUGAACCGUGGGGAGCGUGAAAAUCAUCCAACACUACAGUAGGAAGGAGGACAUAUCCCACCAGCAACAGUAGCACUAAAGAAAGAAAGUAUUCAAUAUCCCUCUGAAUCCCUCCCAUCCACUGGAGAAGCAACAAGAACCAGAGAGGCCUAAACCAGCAGGACCCCAUAACUCGCAGUUCACAGCAACUGGCUGGAUCUGCAAGCCGCGGCGCCACAGCAGGAGUGGUGGGCUGGCCAGGGAAGAGGACGCCACAGGAAGCUCGUACAGAAUUCGGACCCGUCCACCUCACCGGAAUGUUCUAGAGGGGACGCCCGACCCGUCUGACUUUUCCCGUGUGGAUUAAGCCAACCUCCCCCCCCACCCCCCCCCCACCCCCCCUGCCCCCUGCCCCGAACCAUGUGAGGGACCCCUGCCUCUCGAGCCGUGGGGUAUCUGAGCACUGUUCUGGGAGCACUGCCGCCUGCUGGUGGGUGGGGCGCGACUCCGGAGCGCCUCCCGCGUGUAGACCAGGCGUCUACGCCCCCCUCUGCGUGCUCCCCUCCCCCCCCCACUCCCCCCUGAGGGGGAACAACCAUGAUGUUCCGAGACCAGGUGGGCAUCCUGACGGACUGGUUCAAGGGCUGGAACGAGUGCGAGCAGACUGUGGCACUGCUGUCCUUGCUGAAGAGGGUGACUCGCACCCAAGCCCGCUUCCUCCACAUCUGCCUGGAGCACUCGCUGGCCGACUGCACCGAGAUACACAUCCUAGAGGCCGAAGCCAACAACGCAGCCAUCGUGAGCCAGUGGAACCAGGAGCCCAAGGAGAAGGUGGUCUCCCUGCUGCUGUCCCACCUGCCCCUGCUGCAGCCGCGCAACAGCGAGGCCAAGUGCCAGUACAUGAAGCUACUGCAGAAGGUCCUGAGUCACACCAUCGAGAGCAGCCUGUUCGUGGAGGAGAGCCGGCAGCUGCUGUCCUACGCCCUCAUACACCCCGCCACCACCCUGGAGGACCGCACCUCCCUGGCCAUGUGGCUCAACCACCUGGAGGAGCACCUGUCCAGCGGCUACACGGCCACGCGGCCCCCCGUGGGCCCCUACCACCCCCGCCAGGGCUCGGACGAGUGGCCCGGGCCCCCUGACAGCCUGGACCCCGCCCACGCCUGGCCCGACAAGUCCCCCGCCUCCAGCUCCUCCACGGCGGGGCAGAACGGGCACCUGUGCUUUCCUGGCCCCGGAGGCAUGCCCUCGCCCAUCAACAGCAUCGCCACUGGAACCAACACCGUGCUGUCCAGCCAGAUCCACCCCAGCCCGCUGAAGAGGGCCAUGUCCGUCAUCCCCUCCAGCCCCCAGGCCUGCGGCAGUGAGUGGCCCAGCCAGGAGGACCUCGGGGGCCGACCCGGCUUCCUGCCCCAGGACCACGCCCCGCUGUCGCCCCAGAGCAGCGUGGCGUCCUCGGGCAGCGAGCAGACCGAGGACCAGGGCGCGGCCCGCAACAGCUUCCAGGAAGAUGGAAGUGGCAUGAAAGAUGUCCCCACUUGGCUGAAGAGUCUUCGCCUUCAUAAGUACGCCUCGCUGUUCUCCCAGCUGACCUACGAGGAGAUGAUGAUCCUGACGGAGCAGCACCUGGAGUCUCAGAACGUGACGAAAGGGGCCAGGCACAAGAUUGCCCUCAGCAUCCAGAAGCUACGGGAAAGACAGAGUGUGCUAAAGUCCUUAGAGAAGGACAUCCUGGAGGGAGGAAACCUGCGCAGUGCCCUCCAGGAGCUCCAGCAGAUCAUCAUCACGCCCAUCAAAGCCUACAGCCUGCACGCCGCCGCCCAGAAGGAGGCGGAGCCCAACGCCCCGCCCGGCGAUAAGAGCGGCCAGUCCGGGGAAGGCAAGGAGGCGGCGGCCUCCGAGAGCUUCCCUACCCACAACCCCCCGCCCUGCGACGGGGAGCCCUCGUCCACGCCCAUCUGCGACGGCGACAUCGCCAGCCAGUUUACCCGCGUCAUGGGCAAAGUGUGCACUCAGCUGCUUGUAUCCAGGCCAGAUGAGGAGAAUAUCAGCUGCUACCUUCAGCUCAUUGAAAAGUGUCUGGCUCAUGAGGCCUUCACCGAGACGCAGAAGAAGAGGGUGGUGUCCUGGAAGCAGCAGGUGCUGAAGCUCCUCCGCCUGUUCCCUCGGAAGUCCAUGCUGGACGUGCCUGUGUACCGGCAGAAAGGCUGGACCUACGGCUCCAACUCCCUCCCUACAGCGGGCUCUGUGGGGGCGGGCCUGGGGCGCAGGGGCCAGAGGCAGUUCCAGAUGCCCCCCCGGGGCCUGCCCCCGAGUAGGAUUGGCCUGAUGAGCCCGGGGGGCAUCGGGGGGGCCUCCCCCCGCCAUACCCUCACCAGCCCCGCCCUGGGAGCCCAAGGCCGACAGAGCUUGUGGUUUCCCAACCCUGGGGGCAGUAACAGCAUGCCCAGCCAGAACCGCAGCUCUGUGCAGAGGACCCACUCGCUGCCCGUCCACACCUCUCCGCAGACCAUGCUGAUGUUUCAGCAGCCAGAAUGCCAAGUUCCAGGCACGGACCUAGAGAUCAACCCCACACUGGAGUCCCUGUGCCUCAGUAUGACGGAGCAUGCCUUAGGGGAUGGAAUGGACAGAACAUCGACAAUAUGAAAAUAAAUCAAAUAAUCAAUUUAAAGGAAAGAAAAAAAACCUACACUUUAUAACUGAAUCCUGAUCAGCUUUCCGAGGCUGUGGGACAGAAAUCAACAUAAACAUAAUGGUCACUACAAAAUACAAACUAACUGUGUAUAUGUUCUCUGAUAUUUUUCUACUUUAUUACACUUAACUAAGGUUUAUUAUAAAUGGAAUACAGAUUACUAUGAUAUAAUGAGAGAAACAAAGACUUGCAGGGGAGUUUGAAUGCUGAAUUGUUUAGUUUUCCAAACUGCUCGAUGUCUCCCUCUGCAGGCCAAUGACAUAAUGAGAGAGGCCGUGGCUAACGGGAAGGGCUGCUGCCGGUCUUUUGCCACUGGUUCACUGCUGACACUGAAGCUGAGGUCGGUCAGAGAAAGGGAGGAUUGGUGCUGACUUAAGGGCCUUGUUCCCAAAAAUGCUCCUUCCUUUUGGUCCCAGUGUAAAGUCCAAAUGCUAGGAGAAUUGAAUAACCUCCCUGUGGGGGUGGUAUACAGCACAGCCAUGCAUUCUGGGAAACUGUCUGAAGAGCUCAGCCAUGCGCUUUUAAGCACCCCAAAACCUCUGUCUCUCUCUGAGAGAGAGAGAGCGCGAGAGAGAGAGAGAGGUAGAGGUAGAUAGUUCCCUUCUGUCUCCUUGGCUUAUUUUUGGGGGAGCUUUGGGACACCUACAAAAACAAUAUAGGUUUAAAAUGAUUAGGGCUGUCACAAAUUGAAAAGAAAAAAAGUUCAAGAAAUGUGCCACUAAAAUUUUUGUCAUUUCGAAACCCAGACUUUCAGGAGGAAAAUAAUUUUGAAAAAAUGUAUAUCCCCUCCCCUCCCUGGAUUUAGAUAAGGGCUGGUGAAAUUUAAACCAUUUGAAAAGAAGUGUGACAUCUCAUUGAGAGGAAUGACAGGUUUAUUUUGCAUAUAUACAUUGAAAAAAAUCUAAAUGAUCCUGCACUUUUUUGGUAGAGAAAAAAGCUAAAUAAAUACAAUCUAUACCCUCUGACCCCAUUUCUGUUGCUUAGAGUGAUUGAAAAUGAAGCUGUUUUUUUUUCUGCCGGUCGGAAUUGAAUGGUCAGGCCUCUCCACUCCCAUAAUUUCUGUUAAAGGCUGAAUCAAGGCUGUUUUAAAAUGCAUAAGUGUCCCUUUCUUUUGUGACACUUUGGUCCAACGGUUUUACAUUCAGAUCAUCAUGGAUUAUUGGUGUUUUUAGAUCAACAGCAGUUUUGUUGUAAACAGUAAAAUGUCUUUAACUGUGUUAGAGGGGUAGUGUGUCCUCGUCUGUGCAGAUUGGGUGUUAGUAAUUCGAUUUAUAAAACACUUUUGUUUUGUAACUCAAGACUGGGAUUUCCUUUAGUUUGGGUGUUUGGAGCUUAGAUGUUUGUUAGGGCGUCCAUUUUGUGAACUUUGUCGUAGGCCUUGUUCAUCUCCAUUUGCAGUACCAGUGCUUUACAGGAAAUGGACACUCGGGCGUGUAGGACGGGCAUCUUCCCUGCCAAACAGCUUGAUCUGCUUCAGUGACAGAGGGGGUCGUGGUGUGGCCACAUACUGUUCCCGGCCAAUGGCAGGACAGGAAGGGGGAACGUGCAAAUGGAGGAAGCGUGUCAUCCAAACAGCAGGUUUUUGUCUGGGCCGAAGGGGACCGUGGUCUGUGGUGACAGAGCUGCCUUUUUAACGUAUGUGUUCCAGCUUCUGGCCAUGCAGGGGGUCUUGGCAUCAGUCCUUACGGAGUAGGUACAGUGGAAUACGUAUACUUAUGUUUUUGUUUUUUGGGCUGGUGUGCGUACCGGGAGGAAUGUCUCCUCUCCAGAUGUUUAGGUGCUGUUGUGCUUUAACUCUUGCUUUUUCAUCAGACCAUGUGUGACUUGGUGAACCCUCAUAUUUCAGCUGUACCCCUUUUAUUAUGGGAAUUAUACGUUAUAGGUCUUGCCAUCUCUUUGGUAGUAUCGGCAGACAGGAACAUGCAUAAAUGGCACUUAAGGAUGGCUGGCCAUGCCGUAGAUGACAGUCAACAAGUGGGGGAGCGCAUGACGAAGUUGAGAGAACCCGCAUCACAUCUCGCUGCAGGCUGAGUAAAAUUGGGUGGUUGCGUUUUUCACAAAUUUUCUGGAGCAAGGUGUCGGGGCGUUGCCAUGGUGUCAUAUUCCUGCGUGGUUUGGGUGUUUUGACACUCAGGUUGUGCAGGCUUCAUCUUGCCUGCUGUAGAAUUGAUCACCCGCACGCUGUAGAUCUGGUCACCCGCUCGCUUUAGAUCUGGUCACCUGCUCGCUUUAGAUCUGGUCACCUGCUCGCUUUCGAUCUGGUCACCCGCUCGCUUUAGAUCUGGUCACCCGCUCGCUUUAGAGCUGGUCACCCGCUCACUUUAGAGCUGGUCACCCGCUCACUUUAGAGCUGGUCACCCACGCACUCUAGAGCUGGUCACCCGCUCACUUUAGAGCUGGUCACCCACGCACUCUAGAGCUGGUCACCCGCACGCUUUAGAGCUUGUCACUCGCACGCUUUAGAGCUUGUCACUCGCACGCUGUAGAGCUGGUCACCCGCGCGCUGUUGUGUGCCGGCUCGGGUCCUGCGGGCUCCGCUCCUUCCUCAGUGCGGUGUGGUGCAGUUGUUACCUUCUGCCUUUGGUCUGGUCUAUCCAUUAAUUGAUUUGUCUGAUUUGGUGCUAAUUAUGAGGUGGGUGUCUUUUAGAUGGUCUGUUUCUAGAUUGUUCCCUGCUGCUAAACUGACUCUGGCUCAUGAACGUCCUCACCUCUGCCCUAUGCCGUUCUCUAUUCACUCUGCUGGCCGCAGAGAAACGAUGCUCGACUGUCCUCAACUAUGCCUUGGUUACUGUGACACCACGUUUGCUCCCCUGGAGACCUGUCCACUUGGCAGGCACAUAGAAGCCCAGAUCUGACCUGGAGUGGGCUUCUGCCUCUCCUUCGGGCGGAGGAAGGAUCUGGGCCGAUUCAAGCUCAUAUGUGGUGCACAUCCGUUCUCCACACCCAAAUUCAUUCAAUUCCUCCAAAUUCUUCUCUUAAAGCCGCUGAAAUGCUUUUCCCUGUGUAAGGAGCACCAAGGCAUACUGACUGACAUGAUUUCAUGCAUGCUUUAUAGUCUGCAUUAUUUCCCUAUCUGGUUUUGACUUCUGCUUACCAGAAGCAUUUGAACUGUUCCAUUUGAACUUCAUUGUGGUGUGUUCCUGUUGUCCCAUCGUCGUGGAUGGCAGUUCAGUUAAAUUAGUCAUUUGCAGCAAAGAAUUUAAGUUUUGUUUGGGAUCUCGGUCUCUGAGCUUAUCUGAUGUAAAGACUGGAGCUUGAAUUUGAUGUUGAAUUUGAUAGCGCUCGUGCCAGCUUUGCUUCAGCCCUAAAUGGGCAUUGUAUCUCGCUGACAACAGAAAACUAUGCACUUGAUUUUGAACGAGACCCCAUUGUUGCUUGGUAAAUUACACUCUUAAAUGUUAACACUACAGAGCACAGUCUUCUGAACAGUAUGGUCAGAAACUCCAAAACCAUUAUUUCCUGUCAGAUGUCUUACCUGUGAGUAGGUCUUCAGAAAUGCAAGUCCAAUAUUGUUUGUGCUACUUCUUUAGCUUUAAGCAUACAGAUCUCUUGCUGUUGAUUUUUCUUGGUGUGAGAGGGACAUUUUCAUGGACCGUUGAUCGUUGUCCAAAGGUACAGUUUGCAUGACAUCUAAGGCUGCAUGAAUCCUUGGGCCUGCGUUCAUGCUAAAACCCAAAGUUCACCGUUCAGCAGCAAACUCCAAAAACCUUUUACCUCGCUCUUUUCCUCCACAGGGCUGAUGUCAGGGUGAAAUUGAAGGUGAAAUUGGGAAAUGGAAAGCUUGUGUAAAACGGCUUCUCAGAGUUCAAGGCAGGGCACAUUAAUAUUGCACUGAAUGCAGGUCCUGGGCAAGACUUUUAUUAGUUUAUCUCCACCAUAUCCACUUCACCAUUCAAUAUAAAAUAUUAUGCACCUAUAGCUAUUCAGUAGUGUUGUUUUCGUUCCUACCUAAGUAGGCAUUUGUCUAAACGCAUAGUUUUGAUUGUAUGUUGAUUAUGAUGGUCACUGCGUACCAUUGUGGGAUUUGGUGCAAGGAAACAAACAGUUGUCUGUUUUUUGCAUCGUGGUUUGCAAAAGAUAAAACUGGUCAGCCUUGUUUAGUACAUUCUCUGAUUUUCUGAAUUGUGCAUUUGGUAGAAUAAAUGCAUUUAUGCAUGCUUUAUUAUUUCAGGAUGAAUGCAUUCCAGCAUACAUUGGGAAGAACAAAUGUGUGUAACGCAAGGGUGCAUUUUGGUUGCUUUGUUCGAUCGGCAAUCCUGUAUUCCCUUCGUUCCUGACAUUUAUGCAGAUCUCAUUAGUUUAGCCCCUUUAUUUUCAUUUUCAUGCUAUUUCAGUUGCCAACUUUGAAGGGCUGCACUGCUGUCACUGGAACAGGUGGCUGCUUCGAAGUCAAAUUAUGUUCCUGCCUUUUUUGGUCUUUGUUGAGCCAUUUUGGCUCUGGUUGUGUAAACUGAUGAAGCGCAUGUAGGCCGCUGCCUACGGUGGUCGAGGUGUGAAAAGGGCGCUCUCGCUUCAUCCAGCUGUGUCCCUCUGUUAAGUCUGGUCUGAGUUCCAAGAUCCUUGUAGAUGUGGCACCGACACGCUCACCGCCUUGCCUUUUAAACUGUCGUCCGCUAGUGCUCGUAUACUCGAAUGGAGUGGAGUUUUGCACGGCAACUGAAACUGAAAAAUUACUGUCGUGUCCACCCUCCCUUUUCAUCGACAACUUUCAAAAUGUUCCUUUUUCUGCACCCUGUCGCACGGCAACCAUGUUGUCCGCUUUGUAACAUGGGUUCAACAGAGAGACAGCAACUGAAAUAAUGAGAGGAUAUUUUAGAAUACUAGAGCUACCUCGAAUGACACUUUUCACUUUUUAUAGCUGGCCACAGCCUGAAAGAGAUCACUACCAAACACCGCAGGGAGAAGCAAGCUGGUGUGGCUGGGAUAUAUGCAUGCUGAAUACAUGGCCUUUCACAGAAAUACGAAGGCAACCCAACUAACCUUGCAGAAAAUAACUGUCCCAGUGGGUGUCAGCCCAGACAUCCACAGUCUAUUCACAGUGGCGAUACUGAAUUAUUUAUUUCUACAAAUUUAAAGCAAAAUAAAUAAGGGGUAGGUCCUCUUAUUAAAAUAGAUAUGUUAUUUUAGAUACAUUUUAUUAUGAAUAGCGUUUGUUAUUGCUAUGGCGGGUAACCAUGACAACAUUAUAAAAUCUUUGGUGUAGUUGACUGGUUUGUUAUCGCUUUGCCAUUGCUUUGCUUUCUAAAAGCGAAUGAGCAUACAGGUGUUUGUGAUUGUUUAAUUGGUUAUUUUCGUGUUUUCAUGUUAGAGCUGUGCUUAUUUUAUGGUUUUAUUUUGUUAAUGUUUGUAUUGUUGUGAGGUAUGGAACCAUCAUCCCGCAGUGAAUCUGCUUUUCAUAUUUGACACUAAUGCAUCUACUGAAUAGAAAGAAAGGAAGCAGCCUCAUGUGUUAACAGAAAAACAUUAAAAACAGAGUUGUGUUCAGCUUGAUGCUGUAUUUGUCUGGCGUGAUCAGAUACCUUUGGAUUGGUUUAAAAUUAAACAUCACAAGAGGCAACCAUUAGUUGCAGAGCUAUGACUAGCGCAGGCAGUGACACAGGUAUGACAAUAGGUAGUGUUAGUCACACAGGUAUGACGAUAGGUAGUGUUACUCACACAGGGUUGACAAUAGGUUGUGUUAGUCACACAGGGUUCACAAUAGGUAGUGGUAGUCACUCACGUAAUGACAAUAGAGCAGUGUGACUUUUCUGGCCAGAAGUUGAAAACUGGAAACUUGAUUUAUUUUGAGAAGUUACUUUUGUGUACAUUUUCCUCCAUGUCAUCUUUAUUCAGACAGUUCAACAAAAGGUGCUCCAGGUUCCUACAGCGUGUUCAGCAGGAAAACUGAUACAGGCUGAUGGAGGGAACGUAACCAUGAGCCAUUCGAACGUAAGGCAGGGGUGCUCUCCAUUUCCCACAGUGAGAAAUGCAUGUUUGGGCCCAUUAAACAAAUACUUCCCUUUACUAGGUGGUUUUACUUUUCCUUUGGGAUCAGAUUGAAGUGAUGGAGCUCCCUGGCUCUUUAAACGCACAUACAGACACAUGAUCGCACACACACGCUGUUCCAUGCGUCUCAAGUUGCAGGCAGCUGGGAGCUCCGCUUACAUUUAAAAAAACUUAUGUAAAAGCUUCACAUACCAACUUUCCGAGCUUCAUGGAGCAUCAAGGCACCCUUCUGUCCUCCCAUUCAUCAUUUCUGUUUUAACUUUAGCCUGAGAGGGCUGGUAAUAGAAUACUGUUUUAAGUGACUUGAACACUUUCUUGUGAUGUUUAGAUGUCUCACCAGGGCUUAUGAAGGCGUUUCCCUUACCUUGUCUCAUUGACAUCUAAUCAGUGCCUCUGUCACCCUUUUUCCUCAGUCAGAGGUUUGAUGUGGUUUUGAAGGCGAAUACAGGGCCUGACUAAACGCAGCCAGAAGCCUGGUUUGAAAGGAACUGCAGAGUGAAAUCUGCAGUUUUCAGAUUUCACAAUUUCUAACGGCGGGGAAACUAUGUGCAGGACCCAAAGCCGUUGGUUUUCAGCUGACCAAAGAGUGGACAAAUACAGAGCCCUUUGUCAAGCAGUUCCAGAGGGGAAGGACACAGCCGUGCAGUGUGAGGGUGGGGUGGGGUGGGGGCACAGUGACCCCCCAUGUGUAAACGCAGCUUUGUGUUUGUGAUUUGUACUGGCUACAGGUGCACAGCUCCGUCUUAUCUUUAAUAAUUAUUUGUAUACUUUACUGCUGCAUGCAUAAGAGAGAGAGUGAAAAAAAGAAAAAAAAUUCCAACCUGUUAAUGCAAAUGUGGCUGUGCCUUUUUCCUGUGUUUUUGUAUUAUUAUUAUUAUUAUUAUUAUUAUUAUUUUGGGUCCCUGUUAAGAAAAAGAAAUGGGGUGCGCAGAAGAGUGAUCAGGGAAGGGUGAAGUGGCUGGGUCCAUUGGAACUGAUAUAAGCUAAAGUGGCUGUCCUGUCUGCGCGUAGCGGACCGCGGCUCCACAGGCCCAGGAAGGACUACCCGCCUCCAGAGCGGCAUGCUGGGGCCUGUUCACAGCUGGAUUUACUGGGAACAGGACCCAGGUGCCCCCGAACUGGGUCCCGGCCCCUCGCCCACCGGAUCCCCUCAGAUGGACCCACUCAAAAGGUCUUCUUCCCGCCAGGUUCCACAGACCUUUCUCUCUCUGGGGUUUUAUUUUUUGUAUUUUUUUUCCCCCCCUCUACAUUUGUUUUUCUCAAGCGGCCAUUGAGCACUGAGAAAUGGACAUGGUACCGGAGGUGUGCGUUUUGGCCCGUGCUCGGAAAGUCUGCUGUCUUUCAUUAGUUUUGAGUUUUGCCCCUGCUGCCCCCGGAGGCCGACAGUCCGACAGACGGCCGCGUCCAGAGGUGCGCAGAGCAGACCAGCGGUUUUUGGAAGCGAAACGAAGACCUACAACUGUGAUUCUCACGCUUGGGAGAAAAGUGCACCAGAUCUGUGUUUGGUGUUGGCCAGAAUCUUUUUUUUUUUUUUUUUUGUGUUUUUCUCCUGUCGUUACCUUUUCAAUUCGGUACUGAUGUUUCUCUGCUGUGUGUAAAGAGCAAGACGCAUUACAGACAGACUGACAAGGCCGCAUUACCAGCCUUGAAAAGUGGGAAGUGGAACCUUUUAUUAUUGUUAUUAAUAUUAUAAUUGUCAUUGUUCUAAUUAUUUACUAUUAUUUAACACACAUAUGUUACUUUGAAAGGGAGGGGAGAGGUCAUGUUUUGUUUCUUUUUUAUUGCCCUUCCCUGAUAUGCUAGUUACAUGAAUGGAAACAAAAAUCUAAAGAUUUUUAUUAAAAUUGUUCAUGUUUUGCUGGUUUAUGAAGUCUGAAAUAUUAUUUUGAGGAAAUUCAUACCUUUGUUAUAAUACAUUUAAAAAGAU
Conger conger (European conger) is the source of this 10851-nucleotide messenger RNA. RefSeq names its product protein Smaug homolog 2. Gene Ontology annotation, biological process: negative regulation of translation; regulation of mRNA stability; nuclear-transcribed mRNA poly(A) tail shortening. The record is from RefSeq and is a predicted model, not a curated record. Gene Ontology annotation, cellular component: P-body. Lineage: Eukaryota; Metazoa; Chordata; Actinopteri; Anguilliformes; Congridae. The coding region runs from base 845 to 2893 and encodes 682 amino acids. The transcript is spliced from 13 exons. Gene Ontology annotation, molecular function: translation repressor activity; mRNA binding; protein binding.